This is a messenger RNA of Knipowitschia caucasica, 249 nucleotides long. Lineage: Eukaryota; Metazoa; Chordata; Actinopteri; Gobiiformes; Gobiidae. The record is from the annotation of a GenBank genome assembly.
AUGCAGAGCGCCCCCUACCUGUCUGACGUGAACUGGGACGCGGUCUACGACAAGACCAUGGACCCGGGAUUCGUCCCCAACAAGGGCCGGCUGCACUGCGACCCGACCUUCGAGUUGGAGGAGAUGAUCCUGGAGUCUCGUCCUCUGCACAAGAAGAAGAAGAGACUCGCCAAGAACCGCUCCAGAGACAACAGCAAAGAUUCUCAGUCUGUGAGUACAGCUGUCAGACUGUACAAUGAGUCUGUCUGA